CUCUCCUCUCCGUCUCUCGUCCUCUCUGCUGCCGCCGCGCGCCGCUCACUUUCCCUCACAUCGCUUCCGAGGCUCGCGGAGGAGGACGGACCAACGGCGCUCACUGACGGUUUACCGGAUUUCUGUUGGCCGGAGAAGGGAGGGAUGCUCCGGUGAUUUCUCCUCCAACCUCCCGCUGCUGCUGCGUCUCUUUCCCCGGAUUCUUACCAAGACGCGCGGCGGCUGUCCUUCCGUCCGUCCGUCCGUCUGUCAGCUGUUUGGUUUUUCCCCUGAUAUUUAUUUUUAUUUUUUAAGCCUUCAGAGAAAACAAACCGGGUGUAAAUCCGUGGAUGUGUUGAAGUGACUGUCUCCGCCGGGCUUGUAUGAUUUUGGGGGGAUUUCCUUGGAGAGCAGGACUGCGCACGGAGUCUCCAGACUGAAGGCUGAUCUGUGUCGCCGUGCAGGAAGUGAAACCUUCAGAAUAAAAGCCCAGUGAUGAGCUAAAGGCUCUCUGAUUGGCUGAAAACACCUGAGAGGGAAGCAGAGCUGCAGCGACGGCGGUCGGUGAUGAGAAUCAGGCAGUAGCAGUUGGUCAGCUCGUUUGGUAGAAACCGGCAGAGAGAGGAACCAGGACUGAAGUCGGGAUGGUGGCGGUGAAGCUGCUCCGGGCCUUCAUGGUGCUGCUGGGAAUCUCAGCUCUGUGCAGCGGAACGACGGGAACCCGGAGAGGAAGCGCUGCUCUGGACCAGAGAGGCCACAGACACAAACACCCAGGUCACCUGUCGCUGCACAGACACCGGCAGCAUUCGGGGAAGGAAGGCCAGGUGCUGCACCGCUCCAAGAGAGGCUGGGUCUGGAACCAGUUCUUCGUCAUCGAGGAGUACACCGGACCAGACCCGGUCCUGGUGGGCAGGCUCCACUCGGACGUGGACCUGGGCGACGGGAACAUCAAGUACAUCCUCUCUGGAGAAGGCGCCGGAACCAUCUUUGUGAUCGACGAUAAGACGGGGAACAUCCACGCCACCAAGACGCUGGACCGCGAGGAGCAGGCCCAGUACACUCUGACAGCGCAGGCCGUGGCCAGAGACACCAACAAGCCUCUGGAGCCGCCGUCAGAGUUCAUCGUCAAGGUUCAGGACAUCAACGACAAUCCUCCAGAGUUCCUGCACGGACCGUACUACGCCAGGGUGCCCGAGAUGUCCAACGUCGGUACGUCGGUGAUGCAGGUGACGGCGACGGACGCCGACGAUCCGACGUACGGAAACAGCGCCCGGCUGGUUUACAGCAUCCUGCAGGGACAACCAUACUUCUCUGUGGAGCCGCAGACAGGGAUCAUCAGAACCGCUCUGCCCAACAUGGACCGAGAGGCCCGGCAGGAAUACGACGUGGUGAUCCAGGCCAAGGACAUGGGAGGACACAUGGGGGGUCUGUCUGGGACCACCGAGGUCAAAAUAACGCUCACCGACGUCAACGACAACCCGCCCAAGUUCCCUCAGAGUGUGUACCCCAUGUCGGUGUCUGAAGAUAAGGUUCCAGGUGAGGAGGUGGGCCGGCUGAAGGCCAAAGACCCCGACCUGGGAGACAACGGCCUGGUGAACUACCGGCUGGUGGACGGAGACGGGAUGGGAAUGUUCGAGCUGACCACCGACUCGGAGACCAGAGAGGCUGUGAUCAAACUCAAGAAGCCGGUGGACUUUGAGACUAAAAGGUCGUACACCCUGAAGGUGGAGGGAUCCAACCCCCACGUCGACCCUCAGUUCCUGGCCUGGGGGCCGUACAAGGACGAAGCCACCAUUAAGAUCUCGGUGGAGGACGCAGACGAGCCUCCGGUGUUCGUCGCUCCCAGCUACACGUUUGAAGUCGAGGAAAACGCGCCGCAAGGAACUCCGGUGGGUCGAGUUCACGCCAAGGACACGGACGUCGCCAACAACCCCGUCAGGUACAUGAUCCCUCGCUACACCGACGUGGAAGAGUUCUUCAGCAUCAACUCGGAGGACGGGAUGAUCACCACGACUCGACCGCUGGACAGAGAGGCUAAGGCCUGGCACAACAUCUCAGUGUCGGCCACGGAGAUCGGAGGUCACCACCAGGACACCAAAGUACGCGUCAACAUCCGGGUCAAAGACGUCAACGACAACCCGCCGGAGUUCGCCGCCAACAACGAGAUCCUGAUGUGUGAGAGCGUCCCUCUGGGGAAGCUCAUCGAGACGGUGAGCGCCGUGGACAAAGACGAGAGGACCCACCGGCAGCACUUCACCUUCAGCCUCGCUCCGGAAGUCGCCCACAACCAGAACUUCUCCCUCAAAGACAACCGAGACAGCACGGCCAGCGUCUACGUUCUCCGUAAGGGCUUCAGCCGGCUGACGCAGGACGUCUACUACCUUCCCGUGGAGAUCAACGACAACGGCUUCCCGGCGCUGAGCAGCACCAACACCCUGACCAUCCGGGUGUGUUCCUGCGACAGCAAAGAAACCAUCCUGUCCUGCAACGUGGAGCCCUACGUCCUGCCGGCUGGCCUCAGCACCGGAGCUCUGAUCGCCAUCCUGGCCUGCAUCGUCAUCCUGCUGGCGAUAGUGGUGUUGUUUGUGGCACUGAGGCGUCAGAAGAAGGAGCCGCUGAUAGUGUUUGAGGAGGAGGACAUCAGGGAGAACAUAAUCACUUAUGAUGACGAGGGAGGCGGCGAGGAGGACACCGAGGCUUUCGACAUCGCAACGCUGCAGAACCCCGACGGUGCCAACGGGUUCCUGCCCAGGAAGGACAUCAAGCCAGAGCUCCAGUAUCCCAUCAGGCCCGGUGACCGUCCCGCGGCCAACAGCGUCGACGUCGACGACUUCAUCAAGACCCGGAUCGCAGAGGCCGACAGCGACCCGACGGCGCCGCCCUACGACUCCAUCCAGAUCUACGGCUACGAGGGCCGGGGGUCGCUGGCCGGGUCGCUGAGCUCCCUGGAGUCCGUCACCACGGAGUCGGACCUGGACUACGACUACCUGCAGAGCUGGGGGCCGCGCUUCAAGAAGCUGGCCGAUCUGUACGGGACCAAAGACUGCUGCAUGAACGACGUGGACGAUGGCGAGGACUCCUAACGGCGGUCCCACUGCGGACGCCAAACCCGGUCCAACUCCACGAGGAUCUGUUGGUCACCGAACAGCCUCCUCCUGCUCCUCCAAGACGAUUUGACUCAUGAUGAACGCUUGGACUCUUCCUCUUCCUCCUCCUCCUCCUCCUGCUCCUCCUCCUCCGUCUCGUUCCUUCUCUCCGGUUCCACAGACUCGAGCAUCGCCGGGCUGGAGAUUAGUCACUAGUUUGUCCGUUUGGUUGAUGGAAAAGUUGUUGCUGUGUGAUCCAAAACGACUCGCUCAUAGCAAACUGUUUAGUCUAUUAGAGGUUCUAUACGCUUUUGUGGACUGGAUUCUUCCUCGGCACUUCCUGGGAGAGAUUUUAUUCCCUUUUGAGGUUCCUGAGCGGAGUAUUUCUACUUUUCUCUCCAAGAAAGAGAGAAAAUAUAGAAAAAGUUUGUAUGUGAAAAGAGAAACCUAAAGAAGUGUCCGUCGGGUCGAGCCGUUCGAACAGGAUGAUUUUUAGUCUGUUGUCGUCGUUGUUGUUAGACGCGUGACCGACUCUGGGUUGUUGAUGCUCUGAAGGCGCUCGCAGCCUCUUCACAGUAUGGUGGCCUUAUAAUAAAUAACCAACAACCCCAGGGGUGAACACGACGGGAGUGAGACGGCUAGCUCCAGUAGCCGACUGAGAAUCUGUGAAAACGCCACACCGACACCAACGUUCUGUUUUUUCUAAAAGACUCGACUCGAUUUGAAAACUGUGGAUGAUUCUUUGUUUUCAUUCUUCACUGCAGAGUGAAAAGAAAGCCGACAACACUUCCUCCCCUCCUCCGCCACCUCAUCCUCACCAACCCGUCCACCAAUGAAUGAUCACUUCCUCAUCUGGAGUCCACCAAUGACGAUCAAUCAGUAAAAGAAAACAAAACCUGUGAGCUCUAAAAAUCGCCUUAAACUUUAACGGACACUCUUUGCAAACGCGGUGCAUUCCCUUGUUUUUUUUCCUCCUUUUUUUCAUUUCCUUUUUUGUAACUUGAGACGUAUAUCCAGAAAGCAAACUACUCUCCAUGUUAGGUGUGUACAGAGCAGACGUGUGAUGUUCCACUGAGGAUCGCUGUUCAAACGUGUUCUAACGGCCACGUCUGUUGUAUCAACACGUGCUGCUUUUUCAACACGAGCUGAGUUUUCUGAGCGCCGUGCACGGAGGCCGACAGCGGGACGUCCUUUUUAAGAGUUCUUGGUUAAUCUCUUUUUUAAUGUUAUUAUAUUAUUAUGAUUAUUAUUGUUGUUUUCUAUUAUUAUUAUUAUUAUUAUUAUCAUUAUUAUGCCAAUAGUUCUUCUUUCAUUGGCUGCAGCGGCACAGGAACUGGUUCACGUUUAACUCUUUGCGGCUCACAUUUGCCUGAACAUGGAGAGACGACAUCAGGGGUGUCACAGCUAUCUGGAACUGAACCAUGCAGAAUUUUACUUAAUGAUCAAAAUGACAAAAGUCAGACAAAAAACAACAAAAACAAGAAAAGAAAAAUACAAAAAUGAGGCCCAAAAGGACAAAAGUGAGAAACAAAACGACCAAAAAAUGGACCAACAACACAAGCAAGACUAAAAGGAAACAUAAAAUGACAAAAUAAGACAAAGUAUUACAAAAACGAGACACAAACGUGAGAAACAAAAUGACCAACAAUGAGACAAACGACGCAAAACAAAACAAAAAAAUGGACAAACAUGAGAUGAAAAAUGACAAAACGACCAAAACGACCAAAAACUGGACAAACUACACAUGACAAAACGACAAAAACAUGACACAAAACGACAACAGUGAGAAACAGAACAACAAAAAAUGAGACAAACGACACAAAACAAAAAAAGACAAAAAAUUGACAAAGAAGUUACAAAGUGCCAAAAACCACAAGCGAGAUUUAAAAAACACAAAAUGACAAAAACAAGAAACAAAACAACAACAACAUGAGGCAUACGACAAGUCAGACAAAAAAAUGACAAAAAUAAGAGAAAAUAUUACAAAAAUGAAACACAAAAUGACAACAAAUUAGACAAAAGACACAAAACAGAACAAAAAAGCGACCAAAAAUUAGAAAGUUACAAAGCGACCAAAAAAUGGACAAACAGAAGCGAGACAAAAACGACACACACAACAAUGAAUAAAGCAAUAUGCAAAAUGGCAAAAAUAAGAGAAAAAAUACAAGGGAGAUACAAAGGAAAGACAAAAAACAACAAAAGCAAGACACAAUACUACAAAAACGAGACACAAAACCACACAAAAUGAGACAAAUGACACAAAACAAAACAAAAAAGAGACAAGAAAUUAGACAAAAAGUUAGAAAGUGACAAAAAAUGAACAAACGAGUCUAAAAAUGACAAAAGUGAGAAACAAAGCUACCAGAAACUGGACAAAAAUACAACACAUACAGAAAGGAAACACAAAAGGACAACAAUCUGACACAAACUGACAAAAGAACAAAGAACAAUCUAGUAUUUUACUUUCUGAUCCAAACAACUCGUCAUGGUCUAGAAAUGAUUUUAAAUUUAUAGUUUUACUAAUUUACAAUCUGCAGUUAAUGUCGUCUCUGUAAUUUUUACACUUUGAGGGCCGGUUUUGGCCUGCGGGCCUCAUGUUGGACACCCCUGGACUUCAGAGUAAUGGAGCUUCAUUUUGGGCAAUAAAUCUUCCGCCAAAAGUUAAACGUGAGCUCUGUGCGAACACAACCUCUGUCAUUUUUGGGUUUUUUGUUUGUUUGUUUUCUUCAUUAUUUGGCGUUUCUUCGUCGUUUCUCCCUGUUCCAGAGGAAAACUAGCAAUCUGUGUUUGUUGCAGUGAGAGAACGCCUCGUUUUUAUUCUCUGUCAAGUUUUAUGGUACCGAUUUGUACAAUUUUAAAAGUUCUUAUUUUAGUAUACAUGCAGAAUAUUCCAGUAUUACAACAAAAACAUGUUAAGAAAAUAAGAUUAAAAAAAGUUACAGCAUCACACUUAUAUUUUCUGAACAUUGUACUGUUGCUUUACUAUGUGCUUCAAUCUCCGAAGCGAAAAAAAACUUUGAAAUAAAUGCUCUUUUUAUAAAACAA
Molecule: messenger RNA, 6110 nt
Organism: Acanthochromis polyacanthus (spiny chromis)
Lineage: Eukaryota; Metazoa; Chordata; Actinopteri; Pomacentridae
Gene: cdh11
Product: cadherin 11, type 2, OB-cadherin (osteoblast)
Exons: 16
Coding region: 624-3062 (812 amino acids)
Biological process (GO): homophilic cell-cell adhesion; cell morphogenesis; adherens junction organization
Cellular component (GO): adherens junction; catenin complex; plasma membrane
Molecular function (GO): cadherin binding; calcium ion binding
Source: RefSeq, a predicted model, not a curated record